Coregonus sp. 'balchen' is the source of this 31170-nucleotide messenger RNA. The record is from the annotation of a GenBank genome assembly. NCBI's taxonomy places the organism in Eukaryota, Metazoa, Chordata, Actinopteri, Salmoniformes, Salmonidae.
AAUAUGCCGGGAUGUCACGUGUCCUACUUAUAUCAGUACACUCGUAACAACCUAGCAUUACGAAACUCCUAUUCGAUCAAAUAAACCUCACGUAGCAAAUAAGCCAUUCGAUUUUUUUGUUGACCAAAUUCGACACUCCGUACGAAAACUCGCUUGGUGAGCGAAAGAAACGAAAGAAUGCUACCUGCUGAAGAAGACAGAUUUUUGGUAGAGUUGGGCUAAUUAUGUGUUUAGAGACGUCAUUGAGUUAGGCCUCUCGCUUUGCCUCUUCCUCUUUGGUGGUGCUCUCGCCACAUGAUGAAGUGGGAAAAUCUCAGGCCGCAUGUGUUGUGACAAAACACUUGCGCAUCACUGACAGCCACUCUUACCACUGCUUUUAAGUUAUUUUGAGACAAAGUCAGGGGGUUAUCUGCUAAUAUCGGUAGAAAUAAAUAGAUUAAAAUGCCGAAGAAAGCAAAAGAAGAAGCAGAAUGGGAAGGAGAAGAGGGAGCAGCCCCACCAGCGGUGGCAGGUAGCUAAUUGUUAGCAGCUAAGCUAACGGUGACAACUGAAUCCUAGCCAGCCACUGCACCACAGUUGUUAACGUUAGCUAAUGUGCAUCAAUGUGAUAUUUAAUAAGCAAGUAACUGUCCUGGCUGUCAUAUGGUGUAUCUGUCUACUUUAGCUAGCUUACUAUCAAUGUUGUGAAAAUGAUGCAAUGCCACAUGCAUGCCUUGUAAUUGUCAGACAAAUGAUUCCUUGUUCUCUCUACCUGACAGUCAAGUAGAGACAUACUUCAACAUGUAAAAGGGGUCCUGUGUGGAAGAAUAAUCAACACAGGGUCUUGGCUAACUAGCUAUGCAUUUCUCAUUCAUUGAAGUCAUGAAGGCUAGUUAGCUCUGUCAUAGCUAGUAUGCAUUGUUAGAAGAACUGCUGUGUUGCCAAAAGUAUGAAAAAUGUAUGCACUCACUAACUGUAAGUCGCUCUGGAUAAGCGCGUCAGCUAAAAUAAAAUAAAAUAAUAAUAACAAAAAAAAGUCAUUCUGAAAAUGCGCCACCCCUCCACUUCCCCAUAUAACGGGCUUUACCGCAUAUCUUGUCACUCAGUGCAUCCAUAUGUCGAUGACCAACUUGCUCAUCUUUGUACCUACAUUUUCUCUCCCCACUCUUCAGAAAAAUCAGUAAAGAAAGGAAAGAAGGAUAAGAAGGGGAAGAAGAGUGUGAGUAUACCUCUUUUGUGGAUAUUUUGAAUAGAUUGAAUGAGGUGAGAAAGAAAAUGUAAUCAUCAAUGUGUGAACACAUUAAACAAAAUGUGUCAAAAUCUCUCAUUGACUGUCACACUCUCUCUCACAGUUCUUUGAUGAGCUGGCCACAGAUAACAAAACGGAGAAGGAGGAUGAACCUGUGGCGAAGGAGACUCAAGGAAAGCAGGUAAUUGUUUAAAUUUAUUAAUACAGAUAAUCAUAUAGGCCAUUUGUAGUUGGAUUACUUAUUUUUGCAACACUGUAUCAAUAACACAAUGUCCUGUGAUAUGUUGACAUUAAUAAAUCCACCUAUUACAUAAUUGUUACGUUUCUUCCCUUCCCACCUAAUUUGCUCUCUUGAAAGAUAGAAGAUGAGCUUGAAGAGGUCGGGAAGGUAGCCACUACUAGCCAGAGUGAUAGCUAGCUUGCCGUAUCGAAUCUCCAAUAAAUAGAAAAUCAUAAUACAUAUAGAAUCAUAUAUAUAUAUAUAUAUAUAUAUAUAUAUAUAUACACACACAGUGAGGGGAAAAAAGUAUUUGAUCCCCUGCUGAUUUUGUACGUUUGCCCACUGACAAAGAAAUGAUCAGUCUAUCAUUUUAAUGGUAGGUUUAUUUGAACAGUGAGAGACAGAAUAACAACAAAAAAAUCCAGAAAAACGUAUGUCAAAAAUGUUAAUGAGGGAAAUAAGUAUUUGACCCCCUCUCAAUCAGAAAGAUUUCUGGCUCCCAGGUGUCUUUUAUACAGGUAACGAGCUGAGAUUAGGAGCACACUCUUAAAGGGAGUGCUCCUAAUCUCAGUUUGUUACCUGUAUAAAAGACACCUGUCCACAGAAGCAAUCAAUCAAUCAGAUUCCAAACUCUCCACCAUGGCCAAGACCAAAGAGCUCUCCAAGGAUGUCAGGGACAAGAUUGUAGACCUACACAAGGCUGGAAUGGGCUACAAGACCAUCGCCAAGCAGCUUGGUGAAAAGGUGACAACAGUUGGUGCGAUUAUUCGCAAAUGGAAGAAACACAAAAGAACUGUCAAUCUCCCUCGGCCUGGGGCUCCAUGCAAGAUCUCACCUCGUGGAAUUGCAAUGAUCAUGAGAACGGUGAGGAAUCAGCCCAGAACUACAUGGGAGGAUCUUGUCAACGAUCUCAAGGCAGCUGGGACCAUAGUCACCAAGAAAACAAUUGGUAACACACUACGCCGUGAAGGACUGAAAUCCUGCAGCACCCGCAAGGUCCCCCUGCUCAAGAAAGCACAUAUACAGGCCCGUCUGAAGUUUGCCAAUGAACAUCUGAAUGAUUUAGAGGAGAACUGGGUGAGUGUUGUGGUCAGAUGAGACCAAAAUGGAGCUCUUUGGCAUCAACUCAACUUGCCGUGUUUGGAGGAGGAGGAAUGCUGCCUAUGACCCCAAGAACACCAUCCCUACCGUCAAACAUGGAGGUGGAAACAUUAUGCUUUGGGGGUGUUUUUCUGCUAAGGGGACAGGACAACGUCACCGCAUCAAAGAGACGAUGGACGGGACCAUGUACCGUCAAAUCUUGGGAGAGAACCUCUUUCCCUCAGCCAGGGCAUUGAAAAUGGGUCGUGGAUGGGUAUUCCAGCAUGACAAUGACCCAAAACACACGGCCAAGGCAACAAAGGAGUGGCUCAAGAAGAAGCACAUUAAGGUCCUGGAGUGGCCUAGCCAGUCUCCAGACCUUAAUCUCAUAAAAAUCUGUGGAGGGAGCUGAAGGUUGGAGUUGCCAAACGCCAGCCUUGAAACCUUAAUGACUUGGAGAAGAUCUGCAAAGAGGAGUGGGACAAAAUCCCUCCUGAGAUGUGUGCAAACCUGGUGGCCAACUACAAAAAUCGUCUGACCUCUGUGAUUGCCAACAAGGGUUUUGCCACUAAGUCAUGUUUUGCAGAGGGGUCAAAUACUUAUUUCCCUCAUUAAAAUGCAAAUCAAUUUAUAACAUUUUUGACAUGCGUUUUUCUAGAUUUUUUUGUUGUUAUUCUGUCUCUCACUGUUGAAAUAAACCUACCAUUCAAAUGAUAGACUGAUCAUGUCUUUGUCAGUGGGCAAACGUACAAAAUCAGCAGGGGAUCAAAUACUUUUUUCCCUCACUGUAUACAUAUACACACACACAAACAGUGCCUUUGGAAAGUAUUCAGACCACUUGACUUUUUCCACAUUUUGUUAGGUUACAGCCUUAUUCUAAAAUUGAUUAAAUUCUGUAUUUUUCCUUAUCAAUCUACACACAUUACCCCAUAAUGGCAAAGAAAAAACAGGUUUUUUGAAUUUUUGCUAAUUUAUGGGGAAAACCCCCCCGGAAAUAUCACAUUUACAUAAGUAUUCAGACCCUUUACUCAGUCACUUUGUUGAAGCACCUUUGGCAGCGAUUACAGCCUCGAGUCUUCUUGGGUAUGGUGCUACAAGCUUGGCACACCUGUAUUUGGGGAGUUUCUCCCAUUCUUCUCUGCAGAUCUUCUCAAACUCUGUCAGGGUGGAUGGGGAGCGUCGCUACACAGCUAUUUUCAGGUCUCUCCAGAGAUGUUCGAUAGGGUCAAGUCCGGGCUCUGGCUGGGCCACUCAAGGACAUUCAGAGACUUGUCCCGAAGCCACUCCUGCGUUGUCUUGGCUGUGUGCUUAGGGUCAUGUCCUGUUGGAAGAUUAACCUUGCCCCAGUCUGAGGUCCUGAGCGCUCUGGAGCAGAUUUUCAUCAAGGAUCUCUCUGUACUUUGCUCCGUUCAUCUUUCCCUCGAUCCUGACUAGUCUCCCAGUCACUGCCGCUGAAAAACAUCCCCACAGCAUGAUGCUGCCACCACCAUGCUUCACCGUAGGAAUGGUGCCAGGUUUCCUCCAGAUGUGACACUUGGCAUUCAGGCCAAAGAGUUCAAUCUUGGUUUCAUCAGACCAGAGAAUCUUGUUUCUCAUGGUCUGAGAGUCUUUAGGCAAACUCCAAGCGGGCUGUCAUGUGCCUUUUACUGAGGAGUGGCUUCCGUCUGGCCACUCUACCAUAAAGGCCUGAUUGGUGGAGUUAUGCAGAGAUGGUUCUACUUCCGAUCUCCACCGAGGAACUCUAGAGCUCUGUCAGUGACCAUCGGGUUCUUGGUCACCUCCCUGACCAAGGCCCUUCUACCCCAAUUGCUCAGUUUGGCCGGGCGGCCAGCUCUAGGAAGAGUCUUGGUGGUUCCAAACUUCUUCCAUUUAAGAAUGAUGGAGGCCACUAUGUUCUUGGGGACCUUCAAUACUGCAGACAUUUUUUGGGACCCUUCCCCAAAUCUGUUCCUCAACACAACCCUGUCUUGGAGCUCUACAGACAAUUCCUUCGACCUUAUUUUACAUUUUAGUCAUUUAGCAGACGCUCUCAUCCAGAGCGACUUACAGUUAGUGAGUGCAUACAUUUUCAUAGUGGUCCCCCGUGGGAAUCGAACCCACAACCCUGGCGUUGCAAGCGCCAUGCUCUACCAACUGAGCUACACAGGACUUGGGUUUUGCUCUGACAUGCACUGUCAACUGUUGGACCUCAUAUAGACAGGUGUGUUCCUUUUCAAAAUCAUGUCCAAUCAUUUGAAUUUACCAUAGGUGGACUCCAAUGAAGUUGUAGAAACAUCUCAAGGAUGAUAAAUGGAAACAGGAUGCACCUGAGCUCAAUUUCGAGUCUUAUAGCAAAGGGAUCUAAAUACUUAUGUAAAAAAGGUAUUUCUGUUUUUUAUUUUUAAUACAUUUGCAAAAAUGUCUAAAAACAUGUUUUUGCUUUGUCAUUAUGGGGUAUUUUUAUUCAUUUAAUCAAUUUUAGAAUAAGGCUGUAACGUAAAAAAACUGUAGAAAACGUCAAGGGGUCUGAAUACUUUCCGACGGCACUGUAUGUAUGUAUGUAUGUAUGUAUGUAUGAAGUCGGAAGUUUACAUACACUUAGGUUGGAGUCAUUAAAACUUGUUUUUCAACUUUAUUUUUAACAAACUAUAAUUUUGGCAAGUCAGUUAGGACAUCUACUUUGUGCAUGACACAAGUAAUUUUUCCAACAAUUGUUUACAGACAGAUUAUUUCAAUCAUAAUUCACUGUAUCACAAUUCCAGUGGGUCAGAAGUUUACAUACACUAAGUUGACUGUGCCUUUAAACAGCUUGGGAAAUUCCAGAAAAUAAUGUCAUGGCUUUAGAAGCUUCUGAUAGGCUAAUUGACAUAAUCUGAGUCAAUUGGAGGUGUACCUGUGGAUGUAUUUCAAGGCCUACCUUCAAACUUAGUGACUCUUUGCUUGACAUCAUGGGAAAAUGAAAAGAAAUCAGCCAAGACCUCAUAAAAAAAUGGUACACCUCCACAAAUUUGGUUCAUCCUUGGGAGCAAUUUCCAAACGGCUGAAGGUACCACGUUCAUCUGUACAAACAAUAGUAUGCAAGUAUAAACACCAUGGGACCACGCAGCUGUCAUAACGCUCAGGAAGGAGAUGUGUUCUGUCUCCUAGAGAUGAACGUACUUUGGUGCGAAAAGUGCAAAUCAAUCCCAGAACAACAGCAAAGGACCUUGUGAAGAUGCUGGAGGAAACGGGGACAAAAAUAUCGAUAUCCAUAGUAAAACAAGUCCUAUAUCGACAUAACCUGAAAGGCCACUCAGCAAGGAAGAAGCCACUGCUCAAAAACCGCCAUAAAAAAGCCAGACUACGGUUUGCAACUGCACAUGGGGGACAAAGAUCGUACUUGCAAGCCGACGAACACCAUCCCAACCGUGAAGCACGGGGGUGGCAGCAUCAUGCUGUGGGGCUGCUUUGCUGCAGGAGGGUCUGGUGCACUUCACAAAAUAGAUGGCAUCAUGAUGAAGGAAAAUUACGUGGAUAUAUUGAAGCAACAUCUCAAGACAUCAGUCAGGAAGUUAAAGCUUGGUCGCAAAUUGGUCUUCCAAAUGGACAAUGACCCCAAGCAUACUUCCCAAGUUGUGGCAAAAUGGCUUAAGGACAACAAAGCCAAGCUAUUGGAGUGGCCAUCACAAAGCCCUGACCUCAAUCCUAUAGAAAAUUUGUGGGCAGAACUGAAAAAGCGUGUGCGAGCAAGGAGGCCUACCAAACCUGACUCCAAUAGCCUGGCUCUGUCAGGAGGAAUGGGCCCAAAAUUUACCCAACUUAUUGUGGGAAGCUUGUAGAAGGCUAUCCGAAACGUUUGACCCUAGUUAAACAAUUUAAAGGCAAUGCUACCAAAUACUAAUUGAGUGUAUGUAAACUUCUGACCUACUGGAAAUGUGACGAAAGAAAUAAAAGCUGAAAUAAAUAAUUCUGACAUUUCACAUUCUUAAAAUAAAGUGAUGAUCCUAACUGACCUAAGACAGGGAAUUUUCACUAGGAUUAAAUGUCAGGAAUUGUGAAAAACUGAGUUUAAAUGUAUUUGGCUAAGGUGUAUGUAAUUUUCCGACUUCAACUGUGUGUGUGUGUAUAUGUGUGUGUGUGUGUGUGUGUGUAUAUAUGUAUAUAUAUAUAUAUAUAUAUAUAUUACUACCAGUCAAAAGUUUGGACACACCUAUUAAUUCAAGGGUUGUUCCUUAUUUUUACAAAUGUUUACAUUGUAGAAUAAUAGUGAAGACAUCAAAACUAUGAAAUAACAGACAUGGAAUCAUGUAGUAACCAAAAAAGUGUUAAACAAAUCAAAAUAUAUUUUAUAUUUGAAAUUCUUCAAAUAGCCACUCUUUGCCUUGAUGACAGCUUUGCACACUCUUGGCAUUCUCUCAACCAGCUUCAUGAACUAGUCACCUGGAAUGCAUUUCAAUUAACACGUGUGCCUUCUUAAAAGUUAAUUUGUGGAAAUUUAUUUCCUUCUUAUUGCGUUUGAGCCAAUCAGUUGUGUUGUGACAAGGUAGGGGUGGUAUACAGAAGAUAGCCCUAUUUGGUAAAAGACCAAGUCCAUAUUAUGGCAAGAACAGCUCAAAUAAGCAAAGAGAAACGACAGCCCAUCAUUACUUUAAGACCUGAAGGUCAGUCAAUAUGGAACAUUUCAAUUACUUUUAAAGUUUCUUCAAGUGCAGUCGCAAAAACCAUCAAGCGCUAUGAUGAAACUGGCUCUCAUGAGGACCGCCACAGGAAUGGAAGACCCAGAGCUACUUCUGCUGCAGAGGAUGAGUUCAUCCAGCCUCAGAAAUUGCAGCCCAAAUAAAUGCUUCACAGAGUUCAAGUAACAGACACAUCUCAACAUCAACUGUUCAGAGGGGACUGUGUCAAUCAGGCCUUCAUGUUCGAGUUGCUGCAAAGAAACCACUACUAAAGAACACCAAUAAAAAGAAGAGACCUGCUUGGGCCAAGAAACACGAGCAAUGGACAUUAGACCAGUGGAAAUAUGUCCUUUGGUCUGGAGUCCAAAUGUGAGAUUUUUGGUUUAAACGGCUGUGUCUUUGUGAGACGUGGUGUGGGUGAACGGAUUAUCUAGGAAUGUGUAGAUCCCACCGUAAAGCAUGGAGGAGGUGGUGUUAUGGUGUGGGGGUGCUUUGCUGGUGACACUGUCUGUGAUUUAUUUUGAAUUCAUGGCACACUUAACCAGCAUGGCUACCACAACAUUCUGCAGCAAUACGCCAUCCCAUCUGGUUUGGGCUUAGUGGGACUAUCAUUUGUUUUUCAACAGGACGAUGACACAACACACCUCCAGGCUGUGUAAGGGCUAUUUUACCAAGAAGGAGAGUGAUGGAGUGUUGCAUCAGAUGACCUGGCCUCCACAAUCCCCCAACCUCAACCAAAUUGAGAUGGUUUGGGAUGAGUCGGACUGCAGAGUGAAGGAAAAGCAGCCAACAAGUGCUCAUUACAUGUGGGAACUCCUUCAAGACUGUUGGAAAAGCAUUCAAGGUGAAGCUGGUUGAGAGAAUGCCAAGGGUGUGCAAAGCUGUCAUCAAUGCAAAGGGUGGCUAUUUGAAGAAUCUCAACUAUAAAAUGUUUUGAUUUGUUUAAUACUUUUUUGGUUACUACAUGAUUCCUUAUGUGUUAUUUCAUAGUUUUGAUGUCUUCACUAUUAUUCUAGAAUGUAAAAAUAAAGAAAAACCCCUGAAGGAGUAGGUGUGUCCAAACUUUUGACUGGUACUGUAUAUAUUUGUAACUUAUGUAUUGUGAUGUUUCGUGUGGUCCCUCCCUGCAAAUACCUAACCUUAGUAGUUAUCAUGUAAACCUUAAUGCCCAUCUAAUAUAAUCUCUCUUGCUCUCAGCCUCAGAAGAAAAAGAAAGACCGGCGGAAAGGUAAAGGUGGAGAGGGAGACGAUGAUGAUGACGAGGAUGUGAUGGAGAAACUGAAGAAGCUGUCAGUGCAAGCCAGCGAGGACGAGGAAGAAGAGGGUAAGUUGACUGCUUAAUAAGUCUGUCAAACAUAAAUUAUGUAUACAUUUCAAGCUGGAAAUGUGUGGAGUUGAUAGCUUAGCUAGCCUUUCAUCAACUUCUCGCUCUUGCUUGCUCUCUCUCUCUCUCUCUCUAUCUUAUCCCAGUUGUGGCCCCCAGAAAAGGCAAGGGAAAUAAGGUGAGCAUGUUGUGCAUGCAACAGUCUUGAUCACUAUAUCUAGUCUUAACAGUGUUGAUCACUCUGUUCUAUUCUAUUGCAUUUUGGGGGGAGAAUAUGCUAUAAUCCACUUUUAAAUUGUAUUUGUUCUAUUUGUUGUUUCAGGGCGGGAACAUAUUUGCAGCUCUCAGUCAGGGAGACAGUGAUGAUGAUGAUGGAGUGGCUGGAGGGGAUGAUGAUGAAGAUGAGAGACGGAUGAAGGUGCGUGCGGUUUGCUUCUUAUGUUUAUGUAUCAUGUUCUUCUGAAUCUGAAUGUUGAUUGUAUUUAUACUACCUUUUUGUUUGCGGUCCAGGCAGCUCUAAGAAUGGGUUUGUUUACUAAUUCAUCCACCCCAUCCCUCCCCUCCUCAUAUCCUUCCUUCCUGUUCCUUUUCUACAGUCUUCUCUUCUCUUUUGGAUUUCAUCACACACACCCAAUAAUAGCUACACAUGUUCACAUCCAUAUUCUUAGGUAUUCCUACAUUAUUUUAUUGCAUUUUAUUGCAUUUCAUCUACAUGUGUUGGACAUAUUAGCAAUGGCUAGAAGGGCUGGGGCUUGCAAGGCACUUAGAAUCGAAUGAUCUGAAUCAAGCAUGUUCUUUUUCUUCAUAACGACGUUGUACUCUGGUGUAAGGACAUCUCUAAUAUUAAGGAACUGGUGUAUCUGUGUGCGUGUCUGUGCGUCUUUAAUACUUGAACACAGGAGGUUGAGAAGGUGCAUAAGGGCAAGAAAAAAGAUAAACCUAAGCCAAAACCAAAAGCCAAGGUGGGUGAUGGAAUGUUUCUUCUCCUACUGCAUUCUCUUUUCUUUCCCUCUCCUUUCCCCUUUCUUCAUACCCUUUUUACCCCCGUGCCUGUCUUUUUCCCAUCCAACAGGGUUGAUAACGGAAGGCAGCACAUUUUUAAAUGUUCACUAACACAUCCCCCACUCAUUCCAUUCACUUUUAUUUCACUCUACUCUCUAUUUAACUUAUUUCUCUUCAUCGUACACCUCAUAUCUGCAGAUCUAACCCACUGAAAUACUCAACACAAUAAAACCGUGUGAGUCUGAUCUCACUUUUUCCCAGACGUGGAGCCUCACUCUAUUCUUCCUACAUAAAACCAGGCUCCCUCUGAUGAUGAGGCGGAGGAAGAGAAGAAAGAGGAGGAUGAGAAAAAAGCUGUGAAAAAGAACAAGAAACCAGAGGCUAAACCAGCACCCAAGGUCAGGCUUCUGAUUGGCUUGGUGGAAUAUUCACCAUAUUGCUUACACCUAUCAAAUUAUUUCAGAUCUACUGGAGUAUCUAGAGAGUAUUGAUUUGGGAUUCAGCAUUAUGUUGAGAACUAAAUGAGAGAGACUCACCUUUUCUCUUCCCUUGUAGGCAACUGAGGAGGAUGAAGCAGAGGAGGAGAAAAAGGAGACGUCUCAGCCGAAGAAAGGCAAGAAGGAACAGCCCAAGGUGAGUGAAGUGCUCUCUCUGGUGGUAACAACACAAACUUUGUUUAAAACAGUUUUCCUUCUGGGAAUGUAGGGAUGGCAUUCGAUAGAAAAUAUUAUUGGGUUAGCGACAUAUAGUGUGACCAAGUCCUAAAAUCCAAACCUGUAAACUGUCUAGUAUGCAGGCCAAUAUAAUGCAUGGCCACAGUGUAUGGGUCACAGUAACACUUAAUAUCUUGUCAAGGUAGUUUCUGUAAAACCAUAAUGCUGUGUGACUUGUCCCAUUCAGAGGAUGAACAAACCUGCUCGCCCGCCUCGCAGCGAAGAUGAGGAAGAGGGUGAAGACGAUGAAGAUGACACAAUGAAGGUGUGUGUUUAUAGUCUAAUCUGAGUCUGCUAUAUGGAAGGGUGAUACAUAGCGUGUAGAGUCACCAUAGAAGGCCUAACUCACUGUCUCUCCCUCUGUCUGUGUGUCAGUGUGCUGAAGACGUGAUCGCAGAGCAGGAGCAGGAGAAAGGUGACGACCCCUUCGCCAACAUGAGCAAGAAGGAGAAGAAGAAGAAAAAGAAAAUGGUAACCAGUCUAUACAUAUACAGUGGGGGAAAAAAGUAUUUAGUCAGCCACCAAUUGUGCAAGUUCUUCCACUUAAAAAGAUGAGGCCUGUAAUUUUCAUCAUAGGUACACGUCAACUAUGACAGACAAAUUGAGAAAAAAAAUCCAGAAAAUCACAUUGUAUGAUUUUUUAUGAAUUUAUUUGCAAAUUAUGGUGGAAAAUAAGUAUUUGGUCACCUACAAACAAGCAAGAUUUCUGGCUCUCACAGACCUGUAACUUCUUAUUUAAGAGGCUCCUCUGUCCUCCACUCGUUACCUGUAUUAAUGGCACUUGUUUGAACUUGUUAUCAGUAUAAAAGACACCUGUCCACAACCUCAAACAGUCACACUCCAAACUCCACUAUGGCCAAGACCAAAGAGCUGUCAAAGGACACCAGAAACAAAAUUGUAGACCUGCACCAGGCUGGGAAGACUGAAUCGGCAAUAGGUAAGCAGCUUGGUUUGAAGGAAUCAACUGUGGGAGCAAUUAUUAGGAAAUGGAAGACAUACAAGACCACUGAUAAUCUCCCUCGAUCUGGGGCUCCACGCAAGAUCUCACCCCGUGGGGUCAAAAUGAUCACAAGAACGGUGAGCAAAAAUCCCAGAACCACACGGGGGGACCUAGUGAAUGACCUGCAGAGAGCUGGGACCAAAGUAACAAAGCCUACCAUCAGUAACACACUACGCCGCCAGGGACUCAAAUCCUGCAGUGCCAGACGUGUCCCCCUGCUUAAGCCAGUACAUGUCCAGGCCCGUCUGAAGUUUGCUAGAGUGCAUUUGGAUGAUCCAGAAGAGGAUUGGGAGAAUGUCAUAUGGUCAGAUGAAACCAAAAUAUAACUUUUUGGUAAAAACUCAACUCGUCGUGUUUGGAGGACAAAGAAUGCUGAGUUGCAUCCAAAGAACACCAUACCUACUGUGAAGCAUGGGGGUGGAAACAUCAUGCUUUGGGGCUGUUUUUCUGCAAAGGGACCAGGACGACUGAUCCGUGUAAAGGAAAGAAUGAAUGGGGGCCAUGUAUCGUGAGAUUUUGAGUGAAAACCUCCUUCCAUCAGCAAGGACAUUGAUGAUGAAACGUGGCUGGGUCUUUCAGCAUGACAAUGAUCCCAAACACACCGCCCGGGCAACGAAGGAGUGGCUUCGUAAGAAGCAUUUCAAGGUCCUGGAGUGGUCUAGCCAGUCUCCAGAUCUCAACACCAUAGAAAAUCUUUGGAGGGAGUUGAAAGUCUGUGUUGCCCAGCGACAGCCCCAAAACAUCACUGCUCUAGAGGAGAUCUGCAUGGAGGAAUGGGCCAAAAUACCAGCAACAGUGUGUGAAAACCUUGUGAAGACUUACAGAAAACGUUUGACCUGUGUCAUUGCCAACAAAGGGUAUAUAACAAACUAUUGAGAAACUUUUGUUAUUGACCAAAUACUUAUUUUCCACCAUAAUUUGCAAAUAAAUUCAUUAAAAAUCCUACAAUGUGAUUUUUUUCUCAUUUUGUCUGUCAUAGUUGACGUGUACAUAUGAUGAAAAUUACAGGCCUCUCUCAUCUUUUUAAGUGGGAGAACUUGCACAAUUGGUGGCUGACUAAAUACUUUUUUUCCCCACUGUACUUGACCAGACACAGAAUAAGCUUUUUAUUCAUUGGAAGUGUGUGUCUGUGCCUCUGUGUUUCUAGAUGGAGUAUGAGAAGCAGCUGGCCAGUGUGCGUGCUGCCAACGCUAUCGAGGGAGAUUUCUCCGUGUCCCAGGCUGAGUUGUCUUCCAGACAGGCCAUGCUGGAGAACGCAUCAGAUAUCAAGGUGACCUGACCGUCUCAACUCUUCUAGUGUUUCUUUAUUCUGACGAAUUGAGUGAGAACUUAAUAGAACAUAGUUCUUGAAUACUGAAGAAAAUGUAUUAAAUGUUUCUUUGUAAGUAGACAGUGUGAGGUAUGAGGUAGUCCCUUCAACCAUUAUAUACUGUAGAAAAGGGAUGGGCUACCUUGAUGGGGGUGGGGGCCACAAAAUCUGAACUCAUCAUGAGGGGCCGCAGUUUUUUGCGGGUCUAUGUACUAUAUCCAUACCACCCCCCCCCCCCCCCCACCCCUUUGACAGCAGAGAGGCAUUUUUGAGUAAAUUCCGCGCAAUUCUAGAUGUUUUGCCAUGGGAUGUAGAGAGAAAAUGUUGCGGUUUUAAAUUAAGUUUGCUGCAAUUCUAUACAUUUUGCCAUGGGGCAGAGAGAAGACUGCAGUUUUAUAACUAAUUUCAUGCAAUUCUACUCAUGAAAAAUGUAUGCACUCACUAACUGUAAGUCGCUCUGGAUAAGAGCGUCUGCUAAUGACUAAAAUGUAAAUGUACAUUUUGCCAUGGGGCGGAGAGGAAAAGUAGCUGUUUUAUAUAGGGUGGGGAGAAAUGUUUGCAGUUUUUAAUAUAUCUGAGUGAGACUGAAUAACAAAAUCAAUGGGGGCACCCCGGACAUUAAUUCGACCAUGAUAAUAAGUUUAGAUAGCUGGCCGCUAAACUAACUUAGCAAAUCUAAAAAAAUUUAGCUGACAUGGGCUAACUGACUAUCAGUGACUGGCAUAACAAGAGAAAAACUGCUAAUGCACAACCAAAUUUCAUAUUCUACUGUUGUAACGCGCAACUGUAAUUUGAGACCCCAACUGAGUUCCAAUUUAAAAAAUAAAAUAUAAAUAUAUAAAAUACAAUUUAAAUUGAUCCGAGGGCCUUCGGGCCGCCAGUUGCCCAUCCCUGCUGUAGAAUGUUCCAUAAAGUUCUAUGAGUAUCAGAGUUCACCUGUAGUGGUUUCAGUGUUUUAAUGUGCUACUCUUUGUCUCCUCCAGCUGGAGCGGUUCAGUAUAUCAGCUCACGGGAAGGAGCUGUUUGUCAACGCAGACCUCCUGGUGGUGGCAGGAAGACGCUACGGUCUGGUUGGACCCAACGGGAAAGGGAAGACCACUCUCUUGAAACAUAUCGCCAACAGAGCUCUCAGUAUCCCUCCUAACAUCGACGUGCUGCUCUGUGAGCAAGGUAUGUCACCUGUCCUCUGAAGAAUACCUCUCCAAUCAUACCCUUCUCUCUCCAUCUCCCUCUCUUAUCGUCGAUCUGUUUGCAUGUCUUUUGUCUCUACCCCCUGUCUCUCUCCCUCUACCCUCCUUUCUCUACCCCUCUUCUCCCUUCCUAUCUCUCUACCCCUUCUCUCACGUCACCCCUACCCUCUCUCUCUCUAACACCCUAUGUCUCUCUCCAUCUCUCCAUAGAGGUGAUAGCUGAUGACACCCCGGCGGUCCAGGCUGUGUUGAAGGCAGACACCAGGCGUCUGAAGCUCCUGGAAGAGGAGAGACAACUGCAGGCUCUGCUGGAGAAAGGAGAAGACAGCGUGGCUGAGAGACUGGACAAGGUAUGGGGAAGCGUUAUAAUGAAACCCUAAUACACUCUUAGAUCUGCCAGGUGAAAUAUCCACCUCCUAAUUGCUAUGAUAAUGUAUUGGAUACAGUGUUUUUUAAUUCAGACUGUGGAGUCAUUGUCUCUUAGGCUGCAUUCAGACAGAAAUGCCAUAUCUGUCAAUAGACUAAGCCACUGCAUGUCUACAUAUUGUGUGUCCGUCUCAACCAGGUCUAUGAGGAGUUGAGGAUCAUUGGGGCAGCAGCAGCGGAGGCUAAAGCCCGUCGUAUCCUGGCUGGUCUCUCCUUCACCCCAGAGAUGCAGAACCGAGCUACCAAGAAGUUCUCUGGAGGCUGGAGGAUGAGAGUCUCACUAGCCAGGUAGACUUUAUCAGAAUUCGAGAUGCUGAGAAUUUUCCUGCAGAUGAGUUUUGUGAUUUCAAUAAAUUCACUGAAAACCCACACUACCACACAGUUAUUAACAGUAUCGCACUUUUCAUGUAAUCUACUUUUGGCCAGCUAAUAUGGACAUUAUGGACUUAACAUUUUAAAUCCUGUUGCUGGAGGAUUAUUUUACUGUUACAAUAUUGAUCAAAUUAAGAUCCUAUAUCUGUAGACGCCCUAGCCCUGCUUAGGCACUUCUAUAGAUCUGAAAGGAUGAAAACAGAGAUAAAAACAGCAGCAAUGAAAACAGCAGUGAAAAUGAACUCUAACCUAAGCUUCCUGUGGCCCUCUCUCCUACCAGAGCUCUGUUCAUGGAGCCCACCCUGCUGAUGCUGGAUGAGCCCACCAACCAUCUUGACCUCAACGCUGUCAUCUGGCUCAACAAGUAAGGGCACACCACACGCUGCCUUUUUCUUAAAUAUCAUUUAUUUCACAGGGACAGGUCACAGUCAUAGUCCACACAACACGGAGCUGCUUAGUCAAUGGGUCUCCUUUCUGCCUUGCAUCUGUGAAUGAUACACUACAGUGGCUAAUAUAUCAAUCUCUCCUCCUUCUCCUAGCUACCUUCAGGGCUGGAAGAAGACUCUCCUCAUCGUGUCUCACGACCAGAGUUUCCUGGACGAUGUGUGUACUGACAUCGUUCAUCUGGACAACCAGAAACUUUAUUACUACAGAGGGAACUACUGUGAGUAUUAGCUAUGUACAUUCUUUCACCUUCCCCACAAACUGUUAGCCUGGGAAUACAAACUUCAACACAACAACAAACAAAAAUGUGUGUAUUUGGUUAUUGACAUACUAUACUGAACAAAAAUAUAAACGCAACAUGUAAAGUGUUGGUCCCAUGUUUCAUGAGCAGAAAUGUUCCAUAAACACAAAAACCUUAUUUCUCAAAAAUGUUGUGCACAAAUGUUUACAUCCCUGUUAGUGAGCAUUUCUCCUAUGCCAAGAUAAUCCAUCCACCUUACAGGUGUGGCAUAUCAAGAAGCUGAUUAAACAGCACGAUCACUACACAGGUGAAUCUUGUGCUGGGGACAAUAAAAGGCCAUUCUAAAAUGUGAAGUUUUGUCACACAACACAAUGCCACAGUUUUGAGGGAGCGUGCAAUUGGCAUGCUGACUACAGGAAUGUCCACCAGAGCUGUUGCCAGAGAAUUGAAUGUUAAUUUCUCUACCAUAAGCUGCCUUCAACGUCUUUUUAGAGAAUCUGGCAGUAUGUCCAACCGGCCUCACAACCGCAGACCGUGUGUAACCACGCCAGCCCAGGACCUCCACAUCCGGCUUCUUCACCUGCGGGAUCGUCUGAGCCAAGCCACCCGGACAGCUGAUAAAACUGUGGGUUUGCACAGCCAAAGAAUUUCUGCACAAACUGUCAGAAACUGUCUCAGGGAAGCUCAUCUGCGUGCUCGUCGUCCUCACCAGGUUCUUGACCUGACUGCAGUUCGGCGUCAUAACUGACUUCAGUGGGCAAAUGCUCACCUUCGAUGGCCACUAGCAAGCUGGAGAAGUGUGCUUUUCACGGAUGAAUCCCAGUUUCAACUGUACCGGGCAGAUUGCAAACAGUUUAUAUAGCAUCGUGUUGGUGAGCGGUUUGCUGAUGUCAACGUUGUGAACAGAGUGCCCCAUAGUGGCGGUGCGGUUAUGGUAUGGGUAGGCAUAAGCUACGAACACAAUUGCAUUUUAUCGAUGGCAAUGUGAAUGCACAGAGAUACCGUGACGAGAUCCAGAGGCCCAUUGUUGUGCCAUUCAUCUGCCGCCAUCACCUCAUGUUUCAGCAUGAUAAUGCACGGCCCCAUGUCGCAAGGGGCCGUGCAUUAUCAUGCUGAAACAUGAGGUGAUGGCGGCAGAUGAAUGGCACAACAAUGGGCCUCUGGAUCUCGUCACGGUAUCUCUGUGCAUUCACAUUGCCAUCGGUACAUAAUUCCUGGAAGCUGAAAAUGUCCCAGUUCUUCCAUGGCCUGCAUACCAUUGGGAUGCUCUGGAUCGACGUGUACAAGAGCGUGUUCCAGUUCCCGCCAAUAUCCAGCAACUUCGCACAGCCAUUGAAGAGGAGUGGGACAACAUUCCACAGGCCACAAUCAACAGCCUGAUGAACUCUAUGCGAAGGAGAUGUCGCGCUGCAUGAGGCAAAUGGUGGUCACACCAGAUACUGACUGCUUAUCUGAUCCACCCCCAAACUUUUUAUUUUAAGGUAUCUGUGACUAACAGAUCCGUAUCUGUAUUCCCAGUCAUGUGAAAUCCAUAGAUUAGGGCCUAAUUAAUUGAUUUCAAUUGACUGAUUUCCUACAGUAAAAUCUUUGAAAUUGUUGCAUGUUGCGUUUAUAUUUUUGUUCAGUGUAGAUGCAUGUUCUAUAAUGUAGAACAUGUACGGUGCAUUCGGAAAGUAUUCAGACCCCUUGACUUUUUCCACUUUGUUACGUUGCAUCCUUAUUCUAAAAUUGAUUUAAAAAAAUAAUAAUACUCAUCAAUCUGUACACAAUACCCCAUAAUGACAAAGCAAAAACAGGUUUUUAAAAAAGUUUUUGCAGGUUUAUUACAAAUAAAAAUCGGAAAUAGUACAUUUACAUAAGUAUUCAGACCCUUUACUCAGUACUUUGUUGAAGCACCUUUGGCAGAGAUUACAGCCUCGAGUCUUCUUGGGUAUGACGCUACAAGCUAGGCACACCUGUAUUUGGGGAGUUUCUCCCAUUCUUCUCUGCAGAUCCUCUCAAGCUCUGUCAGGUUGGAUGGGGAGCGUCUCUGCACAGCUAUUUUCAGGUCUCUCCAGAGAUUGGGUUAAAGUCCAGGCUCUGACUGGGCCAUUCAGGAAAUCCAGAGACUUGUUCCGAAGUCACUCCUACGUUGUGUUGGCUGUGUGCUUAGGGUCGUUGUCCUGUUAGAAGGUGAACCUUCGCCCCAGUCUGAGGUCCUGAGCGCUCUGGAGCAGGUUUUCAUCAAGGAUCUCUCUGUACUUUGCUUUGUCAUCUUUCCCUCGAUCCUGCCUAGUCUCCCAGUCCCUGCUGCUGAAAAACAUCCCCACAGCAUGAUGCUGCCACCACCAUGCUACACCGUAGGGAUGGUGCCAGGUUUCCUCCAGACGUGACGCUUGGCAUUCAGGCCAAAGAGUUCAAUCUCAGUUUCAUCAGACCAUAGAAUCUUGUUUCUCAUGGUCUGAGAGUCUUUAGGUGCCUUUUGGCAAACUCCAAGCGGACUGUCAUGUGCCUUUUACUGAGGAGUGGCUUCCAUCUGGCCACUCUACCAUAAAGGCCUGAUUGGUAGAGUACUGCAGAGAUGGGAGAAACUUCCAGAAGGACAACCAUCUCCACAGAGGAACUCUGGAGCUCUGUCGGAGUUACCAUCUGGUUCUUGGUCACCUCCCUGACCAAGGCCCUUCUCCCCCAAUUGCUCAGUUUGGCUGGGCGGCCAGCUCUAGGAAGUCUUGGUGGUUCCAAACUUCUUCCAUUUAAGAAUGAUGUAGUUCAAUGUGUUCUUUGGGACCUUCAAUGCUGCAGAAAUGUUUUGGUACACUUCCCCAGAUCUGUGCCUCGAUACAAUCCUGUCUCGGAGCUCUACGGACAAUUCCUUCGACCUCAUGGCUUGGUGUUUGCUCUGACAUGCACAGUCAACUCUGGGGAAGUGUACCAAAACAUUUGUGCCUUUCCAAAUCAUGUCCAAUCAAUUGAAUUUACCACAGGUGGACUCCGAUCAAGUUGUAGAAACAUCUCAAGGAUGCUCAAUGGAAACAGGAUGCACCUGAGCUAAAUUGAAUCUCAUAGCAAAGGGUCUGAAUACUUAUGUAAAUAAGGUAUUUCUGUUUUAGUUUUUUUUUUUAUGUGCUAAAAAUUCUAAAAACCUGUUUUCGCUUUGUCAUUCUGGGUUAUUGUGUGUAGAUUGAUAAACAUUUUAGAAUAAGGCUGUAACAUAGCAGAAUGUGGAAAAAAUCUAGGGGUCUGAAUACUUUCCAAAUGCACUGUAUCUAAUCUCUCCAGGAGUAGCAAAGUGACAUGUUUUUGUCAUAAUCAGUUGUUGUCUUGUACUGUCUUUUGCUAGCUAGGGGCAUCUAACCCUCGCACUUGUCUUUUCCCGCUGGCACUGACUUUGUUUAACUACUUUAUUGAGGAAAAAUGUACUUACUAUGACUGAGAUGUGGUUAUUUAUGACGGAGAUAUGUCUCACCUAGCUAUCUUAAGAUGAAUGCAGUAACUGUUGCUUAAUCUGGAUACGAGUGUCUGCUAAAUUACUAUCUGGAUACGAGUGUCUGCUAAAUUACUAAAAUGUCAAAUGUGUUUCUCUCUCCGUCUCAGUGACGUUUAAGAAGAUGUACGUCCAGAAGCAGAAGGAGCUCCAGAAACAGUACGACAAGCAGGAGAAGAAGCUCAAGGAUCUCAAGGCUGGAGGGAAGUCCACCAAACAGGCCGUAAGUUUAGUUCAGCUACCUCUGUUUAGACAUUGUUCUACCUGGAUCUGUCUGUGUCUGUCAGUCUCUCUGUACUUCUCCUAUCAUCCACUGUUUUCUGUCUCUGUCUCUAGGAGAAGCAGACUAAGGAGGUCCUGACCAGGAAGCAGGCGAAGGGAAAGAAGAAGGGAGGAGUGGAAGAGGAGAGUCAGGAAGCAACAGAGCUGCUCAAACGACCCAAAGAGUACACUGUCAAAUUCACCUUCCCCAACCCCCCUUCUCUCUCUCCUCCCAUCCUCGGACUGCACAGUGAGUUGUCCCUCUCUCUCUCUUUUUUCCUCUUCCUCUCUCACUCUUUGUGUAUCCCUGUUAACCCUCCGCUCUCUGUCUGUCUCAGGUGUGGACUUUGCCUUUGAGGGACACAAACCCCUCUUCAAGAAUGUGGACUUUGGUAUCGACAUGGAGACUAGAAGUAAGUAGAAAUUGUUUCUGUUUGAAAACCUGGGACAUGUUCAUUUGCCUCCAUACUAUACCUCAUAGCUUUUAUCCUUGUUCAGUUUGUAUUGUUGGACCCAAUGGAGUCGGGAAGAGUACCCUACUACUACUUCUCACUGGCAGGUUAAAUCCGGUGAGUUUGCCUCCAAACAAAAACAACAGUAAUAUCUAUACAAAUACGGUAUCUGUUUCUGCACUGAUGGGUGUAACUGUGUGUCAAACUAAAUGUGUUGAUUUGCCUUUCAGACCAAGGGGGAGAUGAGAAAGAACCAUCGGCUGAAGGUGGGCUUCUUCAACCAGCAGUAUGCUGACCAGCUGAACAUGGAGGAGGCAGCUACAGAGUACCUCCAGAGGAACUUCAACCUGCCCUACCAGGACAGCAGGAAGUGUCUGGGCCGCUUCGGACUGGAGAGCCAUGCACACACCAUCCAGAUCUCCAAGCUAUCAGGUUAGGAUUAGAAACAUGCACGCACACACAUGCGCAAACACGCACACCAUCAUCCAUUGUCAAUCUGUUCUUUUAAAUGUCCUCUCUAUGUUCCUCUUCAUCCAGGUGGUCAGAAAGCCAGAGUGGUGUUCGCUGAGCUGGCCUGUCGGCAACCUGACGUUCUCAUCCUGGAUGAGCCUACUAACAACCUGGACAUUGAGUCGAUCGAUGCCUUAUCAGAAGCUAUCAACGAGUACAAAGGAGGUACAGUUGAAGUCGGAAGUUUACAUACACCUUAGCGAAAUACAUUUAAACUCAGUUUUUCACAAUUCCUGACAUUUAAUCCUAGGAAAUUCCCUGUGUUAGGUCAGUUAGGAUCACCACUUUAUUUUAAGAAUGUGAAAUGUCAGAAUAAUAGUAGAGAGAAUGAUUUAUUUCAGCUUUUAUUUCUUUAUCACAUUCCCAGUGGGUCAGAAGUUUACAUGCACUCAAUUAGUAUUUGGUAGCAUUGCCUUUAAAUUGUUUAACUUGGGUCAAACGUUUCGGAUAGCCUUUCACAAGCUUCCCACAAUAACUUGGGUGAAUUUUGGCCCAUUCCUCCUGACAGAGCUGGUGUAACGGAGUCAGGUUUGUAGGCCUCCUUGCUCGCACAUGCUUUUUCAGUUCUGCCCACACAUUUUCUAUAGGAUUGAGGUCAGGGCUUUGUGAUGGCCACUCCAAUACCUUGACUUUGUUGUCCUUAACCAAUUUUGCCACAACUUUGGAAGUAUGCUUGGGGUCAUUGUCCAUUUGGAAGACCCAUUUGCAACCAAGCUUUAACUUCCUGACUGAUGUCUUGAGAUGUUGCUUCAAUAUAUCCACAUAAUUUUCCUUCCUCAUGAUGCCAUCUAUUUUGUGAAGUGCACCAGUCCCUCCUGCAGCAAAGCAGCCCCACAGCAUGAUGCUGCCACCCCUGUGCUUCACGGUUGGGAUUGUGGUGUUCGGCUUGCAAGGUCCCCCUUUUUCCUCCAAAUAUAGCGAUGGUCAUUAUGGCCAAACAGUUCUAUUUGUGUUUCAUCAGACCAGAGGACAUUUCUCAAAAAAGUACGAUCUUUAUCCCAUGUGCACUUGCAAACCGUAGUCUGGCUUUUUAUAUGGCGGUUUUGGAGCAGUGGCUUCUUCCUUGCUGAGCAGCCUUUCAGGUUAUGUCGAUAUAGGACUCGUUUUACUGUGGAUAUAGAUACUUUUGUGCCUGUUUCCUCCAGCAUCUUCACAAGGUCCUUUGCUGUUGUUCUGGGAUUUAUUUGCACUUUUCGCACCAAAGUACGUUCAUCUCUAGGAGACAGAACGCAUCUCCUUCCUGAGCGGUAUGACGGCUGCCGGGUCCCAUGGUGUUUAUACUUGCGUACUAUUGUUUGUACAGAUGAACGUGGUAGCUUCAGGCGUUAGGAAAUUGCUCCCAAGGAUGAACCAGACUUGUGGAGGUCUACAAUAGUUUUUCUGAGGUCUUGGCUGAUUUCUUUUGAUUUUCCCAUGAUGUCAAGCAAAGAGGCACUGGGUUUGAAGGUAGGUCUUGAAAUACAUCCACAGGUACACCUCCCAUUGACUCAAAUGAUGUCAAUUAGCCUAUCAGAAGCUUCUAAAGCCAUUACAUUUUCUGGAAUUUUCCAAGCUGUUUAAAGGCACAGUCAACUUAGUGUAUGUAAACUUCUGACCCACUGGAAUUGUGAUACAGUGAAUUAUGUGAAAUAAUCGGUCUGUAAACAAUUGUUGGAAAAAUUACUUGUGUCAUGCACAAAGUAGAUGUCCUAACCGACUUGCCAAAACUAUAGUUUGUUAACAAGACAUUUGUGGAGUGGUUGAAAAACGAGUUUUAAUGACUCCAACCUAAGUGUAUGUAAACUUCCGACUUCAACUGUAUGUACACAAAUAUAAGAGACUGUUUGUUAUUGAGGGUUUAUUUUUGUUUAAAUGUAGGAUCAGAAAGUAGCCUCAGUGUUCCCUCUACUUGUUUUCGGCACUGAGCAAAUUUCAGGUCUGCUUAGUGCAAACUUAAACGUUGUAAAUAUUCUGUGCAACUUCUGGCGCGCGUUUACUGUGAACUCUGAGGCUGUACCUGCUUCAAGUUAGCUAGAACAGUGGCCAAGUAGGCUACUGUGGCUAUUUGAUCAUAACGCAUAAUAUCAGCCUACAGUAGCAGUAAAUGUGUGUUGUUCAAUGUAGGCCUACAUUCCAUUAGACGUUUGGAAAAAAACAUGUAGGGAUUGACAUUAACCUAUUUAUCCACUUGUCCUUCAGAGAAGGUGACUGAAAAUGUUGUUGUUUGAUGCAAGAAACAACUUUACAAAAUAUACUGAACAAAAAUAUAAAUGCAACAUGCAACAAUUUAAAAGGUUUUACUGAGUUACAUUUCAUAUUAGGAAAUCAGUCAAUUGAAAUGAAUUCAUUAGGCCCUCAUCUAUGGAUAUCACAUGACUGGGAAUACAUAUAUGCAGCUGUUGGUCACAGAUACAUUUUUUAAAAGGUAGGGACGUGGAUAAGAAAACCAGUUAGUAUCUGGUGUGGCCUCAUGCAGCCGGACACAUUUCCUUUGCAUAGAGUUGAUCAGGCUGUUGAUUGAGGCCUAUGGAAUGUUGUCCCACUCUUCUUCAAUGGCUGUGUGAAGUUACUGGAUAUUCGCGGGAACUGGAACACGCUGUCGUACACGUCGAUCCAGAGCAUUCCAAACAUGCUCAAUGGGUGACAUCUGGUGAGUAUGCAGGCCAUGGAAUAACUGGGAUAUUUUCAGCUUCCAGGAAUUGUGUACAGAUUCUUGCGACAUGGGGCCAUGCAUUAGCAUUCUGAAACAUGAGGUGAUGGUGGCGGAUGAAUGGCACGACAAUGGGCCUCAGGAUCUCGUCACUGUAUUACAUUUAUAUUUUAGUAAUUUAGCAGACGCUCUUAUCCAGAGCGACUUACAGUUAGUGAGUGCAUACAUUUUUCAUACUGGCCCCCUGUGGGAAAUGAACCCACAACCCUGGUGUUGCAAGCGCCAUGCUCUACCAACUGAGCUACAGGGGUAUCUCUGUGCAUUCAAAUUGCAAUCGUGUUCAUUGUCCGUAGCUUAUGCCUGCCCAUACCAUAACCCACCGCUACCAUGGGGCACACUCUUCACAUCGUUGACAUGAGCAAACCGCUCGCCCACACGACACCAUACACGUGGUCUGCGAUUGCGGUUGUGAGACCGGUUGGACGUACUGCCAAAUUCUUUAAAACAACGUUGGAGGCAGCUUAUGGUAGAGAAAUAAACAUGACAUUCUCUGGCAACAGCUCAGGCGGACAUUCAUGCAUUCAGCAUGCCAAUUACACACUCCCUCAAAACUUGAGACAUCUGUGGCAUUGUGUUGUGUGACAAAACUGCACAUUUUAGUGGCUUUUUAUUGUCCCCAGCACAAGGUGCACAUGUUUACAUUUACAUUUUAGUCAUUUUAGCAGACGCUCUUAUCCAGAGCGACUUACAGGAGCAAUUAGGGUUAAGUGCCUUGCUCAAGGGCACAUCGACAGAUUUUUCACCUAGUCAGCUCGGGGAUUAGAACCAGCGACCUUUCGGUUACUGGCACAACGCUCUUAACCACUAAGCUACCUGCCGCCCAUGUGUAAUGAUAAUGCUGUUUAAUCCGCUUCUUGAUAUGCCACACUUGUCAGGUGGAUGGAUUAUCUUGGCAAAGGGGAGAUGCUCACUAACAGGGUUGUAAACUAAUUUGUGAGAAUAAGCUUUUUGUGCGUAUGGAACAUUUCUGGGAUAUUUUAUUUCAUCUCAUGAAACAUGUUGCGUUUUAUAUUUUUGUUCAGUGUAAAAUUCAUUAUUAUUACCAUACCAUUAUUACAGAGAAUCAGUCAAAUUAUGCUACCCUCUGCCGAUUGGCUUCUACUUAGCUUAUUCAAGCCUGUCUCAAAAUAUAACACAGAAAAAAGCUCUUUCCCUGACUUGCUUUUCAAAGAUGGCUAGAAAUGCACACUUUUGUGCUCUUGUAGGAAGAAACCACUCCCCCAUCGCUGACUUGAAAUUAGUUAUAACUGGGCUAAUAACUCGGUAGCAAAGAAUAUGAACAAAUGUACACACCUGGCUACAUGCAGCUCUUGCUUUGAUCUCAAAACAAGCGCAUCUACUCGCGACCACUCGUGCUGUAAACACAGUCCAGUUCAAAGUAAAUGGCACAGAUCCAUAUAUGGCAAUGGUCUAUUUGCAUAUAGGGAUACUGCAGCUCUGAUUGGUUAUGGCGCACUGGUCUGUGUAGAGUAUGGGUCUGAAUCGUGCCUGUCAAUGCAAUAGAAUCCUACUCCAAUGUACAAGAAAAUCUAUUGCAUUGUUCGUUUUGUUUCGGUAUGUUGCGUUGAAAGUGGCUAAUAUUGUGUUGAUUUGAACACAAUUUGCACAGUAGAUGGAAACGUUGAUAAUGUUCAAUCUCGUGCUUCUCUGCGCGUGGUGAUAUUUCUUCUGCGCGCCAGUCCCGGGGGAGCUGCAUGUAGCUUAGAGGGAACAGUGGUGGUGGCAUAAAUAAAUUGGCUGUCAACAUCAAACGCAUAAUUAGCAUGCUGCUGAUAGUGCCUUUUGGUAGACUCUUCUGACAGUGUGUCUCAUAUCUUAUGGUAAUGUCACAUGUUCAUUCCCUGCUUUUGUCCCUCCAUAGCGGUGAUCAUCGUGAGCCACGAUGCCCGGCUGAUCACUGAGACAGCCUGUCAGCUGUGGGUGGUGGAGGACCGGUCCGUCAACCAGAUAGACGGGGACUUCGAGGACUACAAACGCGAGGUCCUGGAAUCACUGGGGGAGACCCUGGUCCACAAGGUCAAGGAGUGACCUACCUACUGCAGAACCAGGGCGCUGUUGGCACUCUAUUCCCUAUAGUGUGCUACUUUUCACCAGAGCACUAUUGGCCCUGGUCAAAUGUACUGCACUAUGUAGGGAAUAGGGUGCCAUUUCGAACAGACCCCAGGAGGAAAUGUAAUGCAAUAUAACCUACUGCUGAAGCUGGCCAUGUCAUCAGCUCAAUGCUGGGGUGCAUCUCGAUAGUCUAAGGUGGCUUCCUCGUCUCCGCUCCUGAUCGUUCAGCACUUAUUUGGAUAAGCAUCAUGGCUGAAGUCUGUCUCCCAAAUCAGUUUGAUCGAAGAAAGGUGUGGAGAGAAAACCACGUUAAGACUAUUGAGACACCCCUGGUGUACUGCAGUAUCCUCUCGGCCUAUGAGAUGCGUACGUCCAAAUUGCCACCUUGCCCCCCUACACACACCUGUAGAUCUGAAAAGAUGGGGCAAGGGGGUGAUUUGGGAUUCAGAAUUUGACUGGACAAGUCUCACCCAUGUGACAGAAAGAAAGAGCAAUAUGCUGAGCAAUAUGCUGAAGUAUUUAUAUUAUAGAGAGGAAAUGGCAGUACAUUAACACUGGAUUCAUACAUGUAGAAACCGGCUCUUAUUAACUGGGAAUAAACAUGUUGAUACCUGUAUGAUCAAGUCUUUACUACAGAUAAAAAGGCAAUUCAAUAAAUGGAUUUUGCAUCUUACAAUGUCUUUAUUGUACAACUUGUCUCUGAAUACUAAACAAUGAGCAUAGAUUAUUAGACAGAUUUAUCUCAUGGACUGUCCAUAUAGUAGCAUGUACUGUUCAAGAGCUGAUAAGUCAUCCUGUUGCCUAGUUACUUUACCUCUACCUAUAUAUACACUUAUCUACUUCAAGUACCUCUACAUAUUGACUCGGUACUGGUACCCCGUGUAUAUAGCAAAGGUAAUGUUACUCCUAUUUUUCUCUGCAUUGUUGGGAAGGGCCCUUAAGUAAGCAUUUCACUGUUCGUCUACACCUGUUGUAUACAAAGCAUGUGACAAAUACAAUUACAUUUUAAGUUGUAGCCUGUGAGGAGAAGGGGCUGGAAUGAAUCAGUGAUCUGUUUUUUUUUGUUGUUGGUAUUUUACCCCCUUUUUCUCCCCAAUUUCGUGGUAUCCAAUUGGUAGUUACGGUCUUGUCCAAUCGCUGCAACUCCCGUACAGACAUGGGAGAGGCGAAGGUCGAGAGUCGUCCGAAACACAACCCAACAUAGCCGCACUGCUUCUUGACACAGUGCCCGCUUAACCCGGAAGCCUGCUGCACCAAUGUGCCGGAGGAAACACCGUACACCUGGCACUGCGAUGGGACAAGAACAUCCCUCCCCUACCCUGGAUGACGCGGCGCCACCCCAUGGUUCUCCCGGUCGCGGCCGGCUGCGACAGAGCCUGGACUCGAACCAAGAUCUCUAGUGGCACAGCCUUAGACCACUGCGCCACUCGGGAGGCCCUGUGACGUGUUUUAGCAAAAUUGCAACUGCUACUCUCCCACACUCCCAAAAGCAAUAAAAAAAAAAGCUAUUUUAUAACUUGUUUUAAAACUGUAAUAUGUAACUUUUAGGGCGACCCAACCAAAUUCACACAAGUGAGUUGUAUAUCUGUCAUUCUCAUUGAAAGCAAUUCCAAGAAGCAGUAGAUAUGUUCUAUGUGUGCUAUUUCUAUGCUUAAGUUAACUUUUUGCAUAUUUUACUUUCAUUUUUGUACACCAUCUUAAAAUACAAGAUUUUUGGUUAUGGAAAAUAUAUUUCACACUGUUGUUUAGAUGGUACAAUGAUUCUUUACACUAUACUUGCUUGUUUUGUCACAAACUGAAAUUAGACAAACUAUUCCUCUGAUAGGCCCUAGUCUAUUUCAAAUAGGCCUUGUAGGUCUUCUUGACUUUAGCCACUUCAGUCUCGUCUGGCUGUAUGGUGUGGUACCACCAGUACCAAGGGGUCAUGGUGGGGGGAGGAGGGGUCGAGCCCACUGCAUCAUGGGAGUUUGAGUAGUCCUCCCCUGAGAAGUCCACAUGAGGAACCUGGAAGGGUAGCAGCCCUGGAAAUAUGGACAAUAUUUAUGUACUGUAGAGAACUGCAGUUUCUGUUUUGGUGGCAUUGUUGAAGCACUGCACUGGUCAAAAAAUGUUUUAUUCUUCAUUAUUACUGUACUGCUCUAACAUUCUCCUCCUUAGUUACAGAGGCUGAACUUACCAUGGUCUCUUGCAGCGCCAAUCGCCUGAUUGAGUUGUUUUUGCUGUUUCUGACACACUCCUGGAUAAAAAUUUAGAAUAACAAUAUAAAUGUGGCACUUUGGUUACCUCAAACCUCACAAAAAGUGUUGGUCUUGAACCAGAUGUUACUUUAUGCAGAACUGUUUAUCACUAAAACAACUAUUGGCAGAUUCUCAGAUUCUUGGUUGUGUCAACUGUGUAAAUUAAUCAUUCAUCAAAUCAAAGACAACUUAUUUCGAUGAAACAUAUUAAACCAGCAAGCAUUUAUUAAACCAGCAAGCAUUUAGAUAACACCUGCUGAAUUCAGCAUGGUUGAUUCAGAUUCAUUCAUAGAAUUGUAUACAUAUAUUGAACUAAUAUCUUACCUGUCCGUGUGGGGUCAUACAAAAUGCCUGUAUAUGGACUGAUAAACUGUUGCAGCAGCUUCACAUUCUGCAGGAAGACAAUGGUCCAUUGCUUUACAAACAUAACAUUGAAUAGCUUGUUAAAUCAACUUAACGAAAUCAAAGGUAAUGCCAUCCAAUUUUCCAUCUCUCAUAAUGGCUGUGUGUGUAUUCCAUGAGUAAAUGUGAGAGACCAAACCUGAUAGUGGAUGAUGAUGUUGGUGUCUCGACAAAUUGGACAGGGGUUCCCACAUAUCUUGUCUCCUCUCUGAAGAAAACAAAACAGAAAUAGUGAUUAGAGGUUGCAGUCACAUGUCUGUCCGGUGGAGAAUAUAAUAAUAAUAUGGAGUUACAUAGCCUAAUACAAAGCAGACAGCAUCAAGGUAGACAUCCUCUGAUCAUCUGUGCACUCCCCAAAGCCUAGGCAAUAGCUCAGAGACCUGCCGCAAGUCUCCAGGUCUCAGGCAAGGUUACAGAACCACCUCUGUUACACCUACAAUGCAGGUCUUGCGUGUCUUCUGAGGGGGAAUCCCCCCUUUGUGGUUCCUCCUGUAGUCAGACCACACUGGACUGGUUCCAUAGCGCUCUAUGUACUCUAGAGAUAGGAGAGGUAGACGGACACAAAGUAAAUGGUCACAGAUAUGGAUGGAUUAACAGUAAUUAAUUACACUAUUCCUGGACUUUUCCCAGACAAUUCCUGAUUAUCCAUUGAGCAUGCCUUUUAGAGCAGGAACCUGGAGUAGGCUUAAUCUGGGUCCGAGGAACCAUCCCUUAGAAAACAGCAGAGUGCAUAGAAAAUACAUACAAUCUCUAAUCUCCAUACCUUCGCUCUCCAGGUAGUCCCAUGGUCUGUCCUUGUAGCGGGCAAGAGCCUCCACUGCCUCAGCAGCAUCACUGGGGAUCUCAGGUGAGGCUGCAGUGCACAGAGAGAGGCUGGACUUCACACUUGGAAACACAGCCUGGGUCCAAAGCCUGACAGGUAACCUCUUUGGAAGCUAGAAACCAAACAAAUACAGUGACUGUCAGUCAAGUCAUCAAGUGUAAAACUUGCAAAUACAGUGUACUGUACUGUACACAAGCCAAUGAUGCUGAUAAGUUUGCAUAUACUAUGGUUAUAUGUGAAACAUAUUACUGGGCUUGCAGUGGAUGAUGUACAGUGCACAAAGUCGAGUACCGGUAUGUAGUUCGCUAUGUUGCUAGCUGCAACUGGCUAGUGGUGUUUAUUAGCCGGCGGUAACGUUAGCUCCGUCACUGUUUCGUGAUAUGACUAUCUGUGUAACGUAGUUGAAUGUGUACAUCAGAAGUCCUAGCUUUUGCUUAUAUGAUGCACUAUAGAAAAUAAUUGUGAAAUACCUUAUUCUGCCGAAUAUUCUGUAAAAGUAAAGGAGACACACGGCAUAAAAUCCUUCCAACGCUUGGUAUGGACGCUGCCAUUUUGCCUUUCACAACUGAGGGUUGAAAGUUUACAGGUGAAAGGGGAAGUAGCACAUUAUUUUUUUUGGUGCAUGGCUAAACUCUCCUUUUGGACUUCAAUUCAUUUAUUUUAUGAAUUUUAGUACAUUAUUAAUUUCAUCAUUUUAAAUUAAACGCAAGGUUUUGAUAGUGUCCGCGAGUGUGCCAGGCAGCAUGCUCGACUCCACCGCAGCCAUUUUGUAAAAAUAUUACAAUCGAAAUUACACCCAAAUGUGAUAUUAUACCUCAGUACGAGCACCAUAUUUUGUGAGUUAGAACUAAUACUCAUUCAAAUGUGUUUAGAUAAGCAACAAUAGACUUGGGGUGUGAUUUAAAUUUAAAAGAGAAUGUACAAAACGUGCAGCGACAUCUUUCUGUCCUAAUGGACAAUGAAGGCACAGAUAGAAAACUCUUUGAUGAAGGUCGGUCUACAACUGCGCGUCACCAAAAACUCAAUUUUGUUACCAUGAAAAUCCCAGAAAAUGUAUGGUAGAACACUCGUAAGACGUCAAAAACGUCACAGGGUAUAAAUAUCAAGCCCCUCCCCUUUCCAGCACAUUCCUGGAUUUGUUCUGCGGUGAGUAACGUCGAAAGAAAUGCUGUAAUUUAUUUAUUUAUUUUCGAAAACGACUGCGCAAUUAUUCAUUUUAACCAUAAUCCAUCAUAAGAAAGCUAUUUUAAGAUACAGGUGUGUAUGAGCGCACUAAGAAAGUAAGUGAAUGUAACUUUAAAUGUUUUUCGUUUUGUGUGCUCUUUUUUUCAGGUAUUUUGUCUCUGAAGAGUGGCCGUCGAGGACUUUGAACAUUAAAUAAAAACACUUUUCAACAAAUUGACGUUUUACUACUAGUUUUGCCUCCAGUUUGUUCCAGAAGGAAUAGCUAUCUUUUAGCUGCCACAACCUCGCCCAAACAUUGGCAGUAGAAUGGCCUGUACUGAAGAGCUCAGUGACUUUCAACGUGGCACCGUCAUAGGAUGCCACCUUUCCAACAAGUCAGUAAGUCAAAUUUCUGCUCAGCUAGAGCUGCCCAGGUCAACUGUAAGUGCUGUUAUUGUGGAGUGGAAACGUCUAGGAGCAACAACGGCAGAGCCGCGAAGUGGUAAGCCACACAAGCUCACAGAACGGGACCGGCAAGUGCUGUAGCGGCAAAAAAUUCUGUCCUCGUGCAACACACACUACCGAGUUCCAACCUGCUUCUGACAGCAACGUCCGCACAAUAACUGUUUGUCUGGAGCUUCAUGAAAUGGGUUUCCAUGGCCAAACAGCCACACACAAGCCUAAGAUCACCAUGCGCAAUGCCAAGCGUAGGCUGGAGUGGUGUAAAGCCAGAUAGGCGGGGACUUCCAGGACUACUAACAGGAGGACCUGGAAUCACUGGGGGAGACCCUGGUCCACAAGGUCAUGGAGUGACCUACCUACUGCAGAACCAGGGCUCUGUUGGCACUCUAUUCCCUAUAGUGUGCAAUUUUUCACCAGAGCACUAUUGGCCCUGGUCAAAUGUACGGCACUAUGUAGGGAAGAGGGUGCCAUUUCGAACGGACCCCAGGAGGAGAUGUAAUGCUAUAUAACCUACUGCUGAAGCUGGCCAUGUCAUCAGCUCAGUGCUGGGGUGCAUCUCGAUAGUCUAAGGUGGCUUCCUUGUCUCCGCUCCUGAUCGUUCAGCACUUAUUUGAAUAAAGCUCAUGGCUGAAGUCUGUCUCCCAAAUCAGUUUGAUUGAAGAAAGGUGUGGAGAGGAAGCCACGCUAACUAUUGAGACACACCCCUGUUGUAUGACAUUAUCCUGUCAGCCUAUGAGAUGCAUACAUUUUUUAAAAGUCCAAUUUGCCACCUUGCCCCCCUACACACCUGUAGAUCUGAAAAGAUAGGGCAAAGGUGGUGAUUUGGAAUUCAGAAUUUGACUGGACAAGUGGGCAUGUCUCACCCAUGGGACAGAAAGAAAGGGCAAUAUGAUGAAGUGUUUAUAAUGGCAAUACAUUACCACCGGAUUCGUACAUGUAUAAACCAAGCUCUUAUUAACUUGAAAUAAACAUGUUGAUACCUGUAUGAUCAAGUAUUUACUACAGAUAAGGCAAUUCAAUAAAUGGAUUUUGCAUCUUACAAUGUCUUUAUUGUACAACUUGUCUCUGAAUACUAAACAAUGAGCAUAGAACAGAUUAUUUGACAGAUUUAUCUCAUGGACGUCCAGUGGUCUAAGGCACUGCAUCGCAGUGCUAGCUGUGCCACUAGAGAUCCUGGUUCGAAUCCAGGCUCUGUCGUAGCUGGCCGUGACCGGGAGACCCAUGGGGCGGCGCACAAUUGGCCCAGCGUCGUCCAGGGUAGGGGAGGGAAUGGCCAGCAGGGAUGUAGCUCAGUUGGUAGAGCAUGGCGUUUGCAACACCAGGGUUGUGGGUUCGAUUCCCACGGGGGGGCCAGUAUGAAAAAUAAAAAAUGUAUGCACUCACUAACUGUAAGUCGCUCUGGAUAAGAGCGUCUGCUAAAUGACUAAAAUGUAAAUAUAGUAGCAUGUUCUGUUCAUGAGCUGAUAAGUCCU